AUGCCCAAGAUCGACUUGAACGAAGUGGAGCUACCAGCCCUUACGCUCACGCUCGAGCGAAAGCUCGUUUUGCUCGCUGAACUCGAUGCCCUCGUCGAGAGCACGCUCGAGCUCCGAAGUGCCUUUGCAGCUGGCGGUCAUCAACUUGAUACGAGUGCCUGGAAACUCGUCAAGACAGUGGACGACGUCCGCGCUUACCGUUCGCGUCGCGCGUUGCACGGCGUUUCGGACCAAACUGGGGACACGUGCGAAAUGGACUCGUACGCGUCGUCCUCUCGCUCGAGUUCCCAGGGAUCCAUGCGCACACGGGACAAGACGUCCAGCCUCGGCUCGUCCACGUCGUCCAGCGGAGAAGGACGUGGACACCAAAAGGUGCCGAAGAAGACGGCUCGACCUCCAGCCGUCGUGAUUUCCGGCAUCAUUGACGGCACAGCGGAAGAUGCGAUGCUCGGCAUUAUCUCCGACACGGAAGUGAAGUUCAAGAUCCGGCAGGCAUAUCUGAAGACCGAGCUUGAUGACGCCCGUACGCUCGCGGCGCUCGUCCUUCCCACCCGUGAGAACCCCUUUGCCUACGCAGCGGUGAAAUGGGGUCUCGAGCCAUACAGCCACUUCAGUCAAGCUCGUGACUUUGUCUUCUUAGAAGCUGCUGGCUUAACGACCGACUCAAAAGGCGAAGUUGUUGCCUAUGCCGUUCGGCAAUCGGUUGAUCUCUCGGACAUCCUUGACCUCGUCCGUCUACCGAACGUCAUUCGAGGCUAUAUGUCUGGCUGUCAGACGUUCGGGAAUAUGACACCGUUGGGUGACACGGGUCACCCGACUGUCGAGGUCUUUUCCCGUGCUUUCAUCGAGAUGGAUGGCAGCGUGCCAGUGAAUAUGGCAGCAGCUGCGUAUGCAGAGAAGCUCAUGGCGCUUGCUCUUUGUAUGGAGUGUGCGUACACGCACAAACUCGCGUACUUGAUGCGGCAAGGAACUGAACGAGGACGUCAGGGGAGCAGCAGGCAAAUCACGUCAAGCAGCAAUUGCACGAAUUGCACGCGUGUCGUGUGUCGAGAUUUUUUUUUUCUACAGCUGCAACGAGGAGGAUGCUGUCGAAUCUGCCAACGAACGUUUUGUGGCAGAUGUUCCGUCACGAGGAAGAUGUACGUGAGUCUCGGGAACGAAGUGCUGCAGAAAUCGAUGCUCUUUUGUCUCGAGUGUUUGUUGGAAGCCAAGUCGAUUGAUGCACGGAUAGUGGCUUCGGACAAGAUUCAUUGGUAA
This is a messenger RNA of Peronospora matthiolae, 1257 nucleotides long. NCBI's taxonomy places the organism in Eukaryota, Oomycota, Peronosporomycetes, Peronosporales, Peronosporaceae. The record is from the annotation of a GenBank genome assembly.